ACUUGUCGAGACAGGUGUACAUUCACUGGGUGCUAAAAACAAGGUGUUUUUUAUGAGCAAAAGAUGGCCAAAUUAGUUCUUUUGACAUUCCUUGGCCUCUGUGCCUCGGUGGUUGUUGCAGAGGAUGCAGGAACAGAUGGUGCUCGUUCAGAGGAGAGGUUGGUGUAUUCAGCUCGUGUAGAGAGCUGCAGUGGAUGACAGCUGAACCGAAUGCCUGAAGUCAAGGCAUUUGUAACCAGUGAUCUGCCCAUGUACCAUAAUGUUGCCUUCAAACAUAUUUCAGGAGCAGAUCCGGAUUUACUUUUGCUUGACAAAGAUGGCUUCACAAUAGAGUCUAUUCCACUUAAAGGUAAAAAGCGAACAGAAAUCAACACACUUCUUGAAGACUUGGGUUUCUAUCACAAAAACUCUAGAGAUGAGGAGGUCCCUGAACAAUUCCGAGAAGGCCCCUACAUUCCUGUUACCAAAACAACUGAAGAGCCACAACCAGAAGAGAAAAAGGACGAACUUUAAUUUAAAUUUUUCAUUGUAUUUUUGUUUUCCCCUUUAUGGAUGUCGUUAUUUUAACCCUUUAGAGAACAAAGAAGCAGCAACUGCAAAAGUCUUUGCUUAUUACAUAACUCGCUUAUUACAUAACUAUUGCACUAACAGGCACCUAUAGUGAUUGAAGCAGUUCCAUUGACUAGAGACUAAUGUCACAGUAUUGUUUUCUGCCGAACGACUCUAUAUGUACCAUACCCAACAUUUCAUCAAACUGUUCAGCACUGAAAUUAGCUGAAAAAAACUUGCUUAGCAAGAACAGGUUACCCGUUAAAAUGCUAUGCACUGUACGUUGGUUGGAACAGUUACCAGCUUAUAUUGUGCUAGACAAUAUUUCCUGCUUGACAGCUUGAUAAAAGCACUCAUCUGCCGUCAAUGCAAAACAAAAAAAUCUUGCAGUUGCAUUUAUUUUAUCAGGUUAUUUCUACUGAAUUUAAAGCUCGUAAGUUUGAAUUUAUAUUGCGCAAACUUGUCUCGAAAGGGUUGUAAGGAAAAAGUCCAUACAUUUUUGUUAAAUAUUGCUCGGUCUUUUGGAAACUGCAACUCUAAAUAUCAGUGUGUGGAGUAUUUAUAUAUUUCAGUAAUAAAAACUAUUUUUAUGUCUAAUUUAUCAUAAAAAACUUGACACAUGCAAGAUAUUUUCUGUCAAAUUCGAUACAUGUUUGUAGAAAACUGAAAAGUUCCAUUUUGAGCACUUUAUCAAUACUAGAUGAAUUGAUUAAUUUUUAGUGCAAAACAUGUACAACGAACCUUGCAUCGAUUCGGUGGCAACCUUCAAUAGGUCUUGACCGCCCAUAAUUUUUUUUAUUUUUCACUGUUUUUGUUUUCAUGAGUUGUAAUGAUUUUUUUAAUGGCUUGUUCGUGUCGGUUUUUUGCACAUGCACUCUGUGGAUUUGGAAUAAUUUCAGCACAUGACGUCACUUUCUUAAACUGAGAAUCAGAGGGAAAGUGACCGAGAAAUUUAUCUGAAAAAUUACAAAUUCAGAGGGAACAUCAAAAGGCGACCAGACUGGCUCUUUUUAGUUUCGCAAUAUUAUGUUAUUUUUGGGGGUCUCAUUUUGAAAAUUAAAGAAAGUGACUUAAA
Asterias rubens (European starfish) is the source of this 1624-nucleotide messenger RNA. RefSeq names its product selenoprotein M-like. Gene Ontology annotation, cellular component: endoplasmic reticulum lumen. Gene Ontology annotation, molecular function: oxidoreductase activity. The transcript has 4 exons. The record is from RefSeq and is a predicted model, not a curated record. Lineage: Eukaryota; Metazoa; Echinodermata; Asteroidea; Forcipulatida; Asteriidae.